Molecule: messenger RNA, 1840 nt
Organism: Malaya genurostris
Lineage: Eukaryota; Metazoa; Arthropoda; Insecta; Diptera; Culicidae
Exons: 2
Coding region: 150-1472 (440 amino acids)
Source: RefSeq, a predicted model, not a curated record
UGCCCACAUCACCAAUGCCAACAUCGAAUCAAAGUCAACGAUGUUUACGAAUUGAUAAGGCGCCGGUUCUGCGAAAUAUCAAUCAUUAUAUUGGCAACCGCUCGAAAGAUCGCAAUUGAAUUCACAUUCCUUGAGGCCUGCAGUACACAAUGUCGGAACAAAAGAAAAUAGAGUUCUUGAAAACAGUUCUGACGAGUAAAAUACUACAAGAGUUGAACCGGACCGACGACGAAAUAGUGAAUGUGCAAUUGAGUACUCCGGAGCAUCUUGAUGGAUUUAUGUCAACUAUUCAUCGCUUACUAUUAGUAGUAAGAAAAGAUAAGCAAAGUGACGAGCAAACGUUCAAUUUUAUGGUGAAGGUGAUGAAAGGAGAUGACCAGUUCCGCGAGAAUUGCAAUGCAAAAGUUCAGUUUUCGAAUGAAAUUUACAUCUAUACUGAAGUACUAUCGCACUUCAAACAACUGCUAUCAAAUAGUGGAAGUGAUAUCAGUGGCAAUGAGUGGUGUCCUCGAGUACUAUUUGGCAAGGCGGGAAAGUUUCCUGGAUACAGUAAUCAGUACGAAACGAUACUUGUUAUGGAGAACAUCUCCUUUGAUGGAUUCAAAUCAGGACCACGAAAUGAUCUGGAUGAAGAUCAUCUGAUACUAAUGGCCAAAAAAAUUGCUCAAUUCCACGCUUGUACCUACGCAAUGAGAUUAACAAAUGAUAAACAUUUGGAUCAACUAAUACAGGGAAUAACACCAUUGAAUUAUGUAGAUGGUGAUAAAAUAUUCCAUAGCUAUGCCGUAUUAUUUAGAUUAGGCUUGGACCGAAUUUUUCAAUAUUUAGAGAAACAUCCAAAUUUGUUGGAUAGCAAACAAUUUAAACUUGAUAUGACCAACCUAAAAAACAAAUAUGCCAAAGAACCUAUCCAUCUUAUGCAGAAGUUUUUGAAACGUGAUGAAUACUCUGUGAUAUUACACGGUGACUACAAUCGGAACAAUGUUUUGUUCAAAUACGAAAACGGUAAACCAACCGACCUAAGAAUGAUCGAUUUCCAAGAGAAUCGCUACGGCACACCAUCGAUCGAUUUAACUUUUUUCAUGUGCAUGAGUAUGCCAACUGGUCUUAGGGAACGCCUUUGGAAUCCUUUACUGAAACAGUACCACGACAGCCUAAUCAUGACCUUAACAGGUAUUCUAAAGUGCAAACCGGACGAUCAACGGCUAGAGCCGUAUACUUUUGAAAAUUUUCAGAAGCAUUUGAGUAAAUUCGGUCUCUACGGAGGUAUCGUGGCGGCACACUUCCUACCUUGGAUGAUAUGCCCGGAAGAAGAAUGUGCGCAGCUUUCUUUCCACUUCGCGAAAGAUUUGAACUCACCGGAAAUGAAGCACUGGACGAUGGUCUGCGGUGGAGAGGCAGUGGACAAACGGCUGGUAGAAAUUUUUCGACAUCUCAGUCAACAAGGGUAUUUUUCGAUUCUCGAUGAUUGAAAGGGAGCAUUAUAAAGGAUUAAAUAAAUUUUAGAUAGCAGAAUUAGAAAAAUAUUAUGGAAAAAUGUAGUCUUGGUUUAGAUAAUCUCAAAUAGUGAUUUUAUGUAUUCAAAUAGACUAGACAAACAGGUUUACUAUUGUGUAAUGAAUUUAAGUAUAUGGAUAUUUGAGUUCGGUUUUAAUCCAAAUUUAUAUUGAUCUAAAUAUGGAUAGAGUACUUAUUGAAAAGAAACCUAGAAAUAAUAUUUUGCAUCAAUAAACUUCCUUGGACGGAGGUAUAGAAACAAAAACAAUAUGAAUAAAUAAUAUAAAUUGAUUGUAAUUUUGCCGCUGUCAAGAAAUGAGACAAAAAUUUUGUAAUUUUGAAA